Messenger RNA from Fusarium subglutinans, 336 nucleotides. RefSeq lists its product as uncharacterized. Bases 1 to 336 code for a protein of 111 amino acids. Lineage: Eukaryota; Fungi; Ascomycota; Sordariomycetes; Hypocreales; Nectriaceae. The record is from RefSeq and is a predicted model, not a curated record. The transcript has 2 exons.
AUGCACGUCUCAAAGCUUUUCAUCGUCGGUGCCAUUGUCACGGCCGCUGAAGCCUUCACAUGUGCCAGAGAGCUCUUCGGACAAUGCUACUUCGUCGAUGGCAACCCAGUUGGCCAGCAACAGCGCUGUGCUAUCAAGUGCGAAAACAAGUUUGGCCAUGUCAACUGUGUCUGCCCAGACUACUACCCAAAGAACAACAAAGGCUGGCCAUAUUCUGGAAAGCAUGAGUGCAUUCCUGUUGGCAUGGCGUUUAAUGCGAAGGUUGGUCCUCAUGCUAACUCAACAGGCCCUAAUCUUGUUAUAGUUCCCUACUGGGAAGAGUAUGGGUCAGAAUGA